Cyclospora cayetanensis is the source of this 2733-nucleotide messenger RNA. RefSeq lists its product as uncharacterized. Gene Ontology annotation, cellular component: nucleus. Gene Ontology annotation, biological process: regulation of transcription by RNA polymerase II; chromatin remodeling. NCBI's taxonomy places the organism in Eukaryota, Apicomplexa, Conoidasida, Eucoccidiorida, Eimeriidae. Gene Ontology annotation, molecular function: chromatin binding; transcription coactivator activity. The record is from RefSeq and is a predicted model, not a curated record. The coding region runs from base 1 to 2733 and encodes 910 amino acids. The transcript has 16 exons.
AUGCAGCGGGAGACGGAGGAGCGGAGUCCAAAACGACUACGGGCGGACGAUGCCUGCGCCGCCUCUCUCCCUCCCGCGGACACUGAGUCUUCUUCCUCGUCUUCAGCUCCCCCACAGCAGCAGCCGGAGGAGCAGCAGCAGCAACCAGGGGGGGCUCAGACAUCAGAGGAAGUUGGGGGGUUGUCGGGCAGCUCUCCUCUAUCGGCCCCCGCCGAGUUAGCGGCGGGGGCCCUGGGGUCGCUCCUCUCGUUGCAUGCGCAGUUUCACUGUGAUGUUUGCGGAGCAGACAUCAGUGGCGCAUUCAGGAUUCGUUGCGCAGAAUGGUGGACGGCAGAGGAGGAGAUUUUGCUCGUGGAUGGCGUCAGCAAAUAUGGCUUCGGCAACUGGGUGGAGGUCGCUGAGUUGGUUUGUCAUGCCUCGUUGGAGCCUAAGACACCCGAGCAGUGCGAGAAGCACUACAUGGGCGUGUAUCUUAAUUCUGCGGCGUCUCCUCUCCCGGAUUUGUCGUCACUUGUUCACGGACCAGACGGAGGGGCGCUCACCCCGGAGGAGGCCAAGGCAAGGAGGGAGGCAGAAAAGCUGACAAAGGCGGAGCCUGAGUCUUCAGGUGGAGGCGCCAGCCCCUCGCCGCUGUCUCGGAAGAGUCCUAAGCCCUCGCACUCCAUCGUUGGCUAUUGGCCGCUGCGUGGCGACUUUGAUGUGGAAUUCGACAACGACGCGGAGCUUAUCCUUGCAGACAUGGAGUUCAAGGAGGGAGAGGCGGUGCAGGAGCGGCAGCUGAAGCUGCAGAUCAUCGAAAUCUACAACUCGAAGCUGGAUGAGCGCAUUUAUAGGAAGAAUACCAUCAUUAGCAGAGGCCUCCUGGACGUCAAGUCCAUGCAUCUGCGAGACAAGAAGCGGACCAAGGAAGAACGCGAUCUCCACAACCUCUUCAAGCCGCUAGCCCGUUUCCAGUCGGACGAGCAGCAAGAGCGCUUGGUGCAGCUUUUGAUCGAAGAACGCCGCGUGCGGCACCGUCUGGCACUGCUGCAUGAGUGGCGCAGCCUGGGCCUUAAGACUGCGAAGGAAGUGGAGGCCUAUGAAGAAGAAAAGGCGUGGCGGGAGCAGCUGCGGACGCGAGCUCCCGAGUUGUGUCUGUCCGCGGCAGCGCCAGGGUCGAUCCAUGCAGCAGCGGCAACAGCCACGGCAGUAGCAACUGCAGCAACACCGACUGCGAAGACGCCACUAGCAGGCGCAAACAAAGGGAGAGCUGGACAGAGGGGUGGAGGGGCACUGGCAAACGCCUCAGCCUCUGGAGGCUCAGGCCCAGCGGGAUCUCCCAGCGCAGCACCUCUAACACCUAUAAGGAAUUUUCCUGGGGCGAAGCUCCUAAAGCCGGAGAACCUGGGGGCCCCCUCCGUGGAGGGCCCCAAGGAGGCAGGGGGGCAACCUGUCGAGGGAGAGUCUCAAGGUGUAUCUGCAGCAGCAGAGCAAGCGGCCUCGGGGCUACAGCUCCCGCAGUUUGUCCAGCCCGGGCUGUACAGGCAGCUAACAACAUGUUCUGCUUCUCGGCUGUUUGCCUCUGCCGCUGCAGUGGUACCUCUCUCUGUGGCCGCUGCGACUCCUGCAGCGGUGGCUGCAGCAGCCAAACAGGCAGGGGCCCUCGUGGCUUCGAGCGACCCUGUGGUAGAGGAGCCCAUGAGAUUGGCAGAGGGGUUGCUUCGCCCAAAGCUGCAGAAGGGGGUCGAGGGCGAAGGCGCAGCGAAAGUUCUUGAGGCAAGCACUGCGAGCCAAAAAUCAAACUCAGCAGAAACGGAGGCUUCGGAAAAUUCCGCCUCUUCCAAGAAAAGCAGCGCCUCCAUGGGAGCUCUGGUCGUAGGGGCAAUAUGCGUCGGCUGGGGUGUCUGGUCGGCUUCCUACAUGCGGCAGCACAACUUGAAAUUCCUAAGGGAGAUGUGGACGAAGAUGGACAGUCAAAUGACACGAACACACGAACAGAUCCUUAAUGCGGUUGAAGACGCGAUUUCGGGGGCCUUCCCAGAAGACCAGGAGCCUCUGCUGCCGGAUUUUAAAGACCUCAACUAUCCCGAGUUCCUUCCAACGCUGGUGCUGGAUUUUGAAGGUGUUUUGGCGAAAAUUGGACACGACAGGACGGGAGGAUACAAACUCCGAAAGCGCCCGUACAGCGAUUUGCUGGUGAGCCAACUGUCUCACUUCUUUGAAGUGGUCGUUUGGAAUGCCGACCAGCCCCCCGUGGUUCAGACGGCGCUGCAGCAGUGGGGACUACCUGUUACCGCGUGUCUCAACGUGGACCAUAUGACGCGGAGAAACGGACGUAGAAUUAAGGACUUCUCGCGUCUGGGCAGGCGUCCUGACCGUGUUAUAUAUGUCUCGUGUACUGACGAAGGCCUCGAUGAACGCUUUAGGGCAAACUUUAUCAAAGUACCUCCCUUUGGGGGAACGGCGGCUGAGAUGGUCAGUGACACAGAAUUGCUGGAUCUGGUGAACUUCCUGAAGCACUGCUCCUUAAGCCCCGAUGACGUGCGCAGCAGCAUUGCCCGCUUUGGGGGCGGAGAGGACGGCGGCGUUGGCCGCCGCUUCGAUGCUGCAAAGAAGGCGCAAGAGUCCAAAGCAAACCAACGCCGAAGCAUCGGGAAGCUCUUUGGCAUGAGCGCGCAGGGUGGUACCGGCCUGGUGGCUUCCCAAAACCCCACGCAACCAGGGGCUGCAUUUGGCGGACGUCAGGGCUUUUAA